AUGCACCUCUACCUUCGUGGGGAAAUGCAGGAAAUUGCCCAGCGGCGUAAAAAUCAUGUCUCUGUCCAGCAGCGUAUCAAGUUCGCCAUUUACAAGGCGAAUCAUCUCGAGAAGCUGAUCCAGGACAUCAAUGACCAUAUUGACGGGCUAUACAAGAUCUGCACCCCGCCUGCGAAGGACCAAGAUAGCCUUGGCAGGGCUGAGUUAGUGGAACUCCUCAAAGUUAUGGAAGAAUUGAAAAAAUACUUAAGAGCGCGACCCACUCAUCUAUACUGCGGUUCAAACUCCCUUGGAGCAGAAGGUGAGUGGAACAAUCAUUGA
Molecule: messenger RNA, 321 nt
Organism: Penicillium taxi
Lineage: Eukaryota; Fungi; Ascomycota; Eurotiomycetes; Eurotiales; Aspergillaceae
Exons: 1
Coding region: 1-321 (106 amino acids)
Source: RefSeq, a predicted model, not a curated record